Molecule: messenger RNA, 1310 nt
Organism: Rhopalosiphum maidis (corn leaf aphid)
Lineage: Eukaryota; Metazoa; Arthropoda; Insecta; Hemiptera; Aphididae
Product: nuclear speckle splicing regulatory protein 1
Exons: 4
Coding region: 182-1243 (353 amino acids)
Biological process (GO): regulation of alternative mRNA splicing, via spliceosome
Source: RefSeq, a predicted model, not a curated record
UAUCAUAAGCACCCGUUGUCGGUAAUAUUAUGUCAACAAGUCAACUAAAAAUUAUUUAAUUAUUAGUUAUUACAGUCUUGCAGACAAACAGACAAUAGUAUUUACUCUCAAUAAUGAAUAAAAACUUCAACACAGAGUUCUAAAGUACCUAUUCGAAUAAGCACAUCAAUCGUACGCGAUCAUGGAAUCUAGCGGUAAAAAGUAUGGAUUGAUUGUGCCAAAAAAAGCAACAGAGGUUCCGAGGAGGAUUACUAAUGUGUUUGGAGAUGACAGUGAUUCUGACUCUGAAACGUCAAAAAAACCCAUUCAAACUUAUAAUCAAACUAAAGCUCAACAAAGAAGUGCACAAUUAUCUAUUGACAAGGCACUCAAAGAAGAUGCAACAGUAUUUCAGUAUGAUGAAGUUUAUGAUGACAUGGAGAAAAAAAAAGAACAUCACAUUGAGAAAAAGAAAGAUGUUAAGCCGCGAUACAUACAAAAAUUAUUAGUCCAAGCUGAGAAACGCAAAAUUGAAUAUGAACGUAGAAAUGAAAGGUUAAUUCAAAAAGAAAGAGAAGCCGAAGGAGACCAAUUUAAAGACAAAGAAGCAUUUGUCACUGCUUCGUACAAAGCAAAACUAGAAGAGUUAAAAAAACUGGAUGAAGAAGACCUAAAGUUUUCCAUGAUUGAAGACAUUAAUGAUGUUACAAAACAGAAAGACAUGGGUAGUUUUUACAGGCAUUUAUUUAAAGAAGAAUUAUGCAAGAAUGAAAAUGAUAAAAUUGACGAAAUGAAAAAACCCAUUAAGAAGUCUGAUGCAAGUCGUCAAUAUAGAAAACGUGCUUCUUCAAACACUUCAGAAGACGAUAAUAAUGCUAAUGAUGAUAGAGAUACUGACAUAUCAGAUUCUGAUUCGUCUGUGGAUUCAAAGCGUAGAAAAAUUGAAAAUCAUGACGAUAAAAAAUCUCCAGAUGAAAUUGUAGAUAAACCUGAAGAAAAAUUAAAAGAAUCAACUGUGGAAACAACAAAAAUUGAUGUAAAGGAUACAUCAUCAAAUGAAGAACCAAAAUCAGAAUCAAAAGAAGAAACUAAAGAGAUACCUAAAGACAAAAAAGUCGAAAAAAAUGAAAGUAAACCAAAAGAAAUUAAACCCAAAAUAAAUAUUUGGUUAAAGAGGACAGUUGGUAAUGUUUUUGAAGAAGCACGUCAAAGAUAUUUUCAAAGACAAAUGAAACAAACUAAUCUACAAUAUGUUAGAUCUUAAAAGUAAUAUUAUUUUUAUUUCACUAAUAAUAUGCAUAAAAUAAAUAUAUAAUACAAAUACAUUUCUU